This is a messenger RNA of Tribolium castaneum (red flour beetle), 1424 nucleotides long. Its product is annotated as isocitrate dehydrogenase [NAD] subunit gamma, mitochondrial. Lineage: Eukaryota; Metazoa; Arthropoda; Insecta; Coleoptera; Tenebrionidae. The transcript is spliced from 9 exons. Gene Ontology annotation, biological process: tricarboxylic acid cycle; isocitrate metabolic process. The record is from RefSeq and is a predicted model, not a curated record. The coding region runs from base 139 to 1290 and encodes 383 amino acids. Gene Ontology annotation, cellular component: mitochondrion.
ACCCCCAGCGUGGCGCUACUGUUCGUGUCAUGACUUCUGCGCCAUCUUGUUAAGAUCGAAGUUUAUAUUCAUCUCAGUUUCUAUUUUUGAAUAAAUUUUGUAGUAUUACCGCAGUCUUUAAGCCACAUAAACACCAAAAUGGCAUCGAGAGUAUUACUGAAAAAGCCCUUCGACCUAGGAAAGCUCGUUUUAAGAAACCAAUCAACAAUGUCAGCGUUUGAAAUUCAGCACAAAACCCCCCUUAUUAAAAAAGUGGAAGCUAUCCCAGUUGCUAUGUACGGGGGCCGCCACCACGUCACGAUGUUGCCAGGGGGCGGAAUUGGCCCCGAAUUGAUGGGAUACGUUAAAGAGGUUUUCAAGUAUGCAGGAGCCCCUGUUGAUUUUGAAGUCGUGGAUAUCGGGGAUGAAAACAGUGAUCUUGACUAUGCCUUAACUUCAAUCAAGCGAAACGGCGUUGCCAUCAAAGGCAAUAUUGAAACCAAAAGCGAGAGCGCGAGUGUCGUUUCCAGAAAUGUGGCCAUCAGAAACGAACUAGAUUUAUACGUAAAUAUUUUACACUGUAAGUCAUAUCCGGGAGUUCCUGCGAGACAAAAAGAUAUCGACAUUGUCAUCAUCAGACAAAAUACUGAGGGAGAGUAUGCCAUGCUGGAGCACGAGAGCGUUGAUGGCGUUGUUGAAAGUAUGAAAGUCGUGACGGAGUCAAACUCAGAUAGAGUCGCGCGGUUCGCCUUUGAAUAUGCCAAAAAAAACGGGCGUAAAAGAGUUACAACAAUACACAAAGCCAACAUUAUGAAACUUUCAGAUGGUCUUUUCUUAGAAACGUCAAGACGGGUCGCUAAGGAUUACCCAGAAAUUGAGCACAAUGACAUGAUUAUCGAUAAUUGUUGCAUGCAACUGGUAUCAAAGCCACACCAGUUCGACGUAAUGAUCAUGACUAAUUUGUACGGAAGUAUAGUCUCUAACGUAGUUUGUGGAUUGAUAGGAGGCGCUGGUCUCUUAUCUGGUAAAAAUUACGGUGAUCAUUAUGCAAUUUUCGAGCCUGGCACUAGAAAUACAGGGACGGCAAUUGCCGGAAAAAAUAUCGCCAACCCUAUCGCCAUGCUGAGUGCCUCAGUUGAUAUGUUAAACCAUCUGGGACAUGUACAACACGCUGAACUUAUCCAGCGCGCCAUCGAGAAAACCAUCUGCGAGGAUAAAAUCCACACUCCUGAUUUGGGUGGUUCCGCUAGGAGUACGGACGUCGUCCAGAGAAUUAUCGACCACAUCUUACAAGCCGAUAUUAGACCUUGAAUCGAGUUUGAGUCACGUUUGUACCUUAUUUAAUUGUAUGAUAUGUAAAUAGACUUCAACUAAGAUUGUAUUUAUUAAGUCUUGUACUUUGUUUGGAUUAAUCAAGUUUAAAUAAAACAACAAGUUCAAUACGA